CCAAUCUCUGCAACCUUGCCGACAUAUUCUUAAAAAAAAUUGCCGACGUAAAUAUGAUCUUCCCUCAGGUUCGGGCAUUUGGCGGGCACUGAGACGACGCAACUCGAACGCCACCAUGGAGCCGGAUCUCGUCAAAUCCUCCCUCUUCUACGCCGAUCAGCGCCUUUGCUCUGCCGAGAUCCUCUCACCUUCCGAAGUGCGGGCAAGAAUCGAAGUCGCCGUCCUCAAUUUCCUCAAGAUCCUCACUUCCCCGACCCCUGCUGUCGCCACUCUCCCUCUGGUUAGUAGGACGUCAGAUAACAGUGGGCUACGUCAUGGACUGUUGAGUGAUGUUUCGUCGGUCUUUCUCUCUCAUUCCAUUUGUACGAGGUCUCUCACAAGAGCCAAUGAUGCCAAGGCCUUCAUUAGAGUGUGGAAGGUCAUGGAAAUAUGUUUUCAGGUUCUGCAUCAGGGAAAGCUAGUCACCCAGAGGGAGCUCUUCUAUAAGCUGCUCAGUGACUCACCAGAGUUCUUUACUUCUCAGCGUCAGGUCAACAUAACAGUGCAAGAUGUUGUCGCAUUGCUUCGUUGCACUCGACAGAGUCUAGGUAUCAUGGCAUCCAGCAGAGGUGCAAUCAUUGGGCGCUUAUUGUUACAGGAGCCAGGCGAAGAGAUCAUUGACUGCUCUGUGCUUGGACAAGCUGGACAUGUUAUAUCUGGAGACUUAAAUUUGUUGAGCAAACUGGUUUUUCAUUCAGAUGCUCGAUAUAUUAUCAUAGUAGAGAAGGAUGCAAUUUUUCAAAGGUUGGCUGAAGAUCGCCUAUUCAAUCAGAUACCAUGUAUUCUGAUCACAGCUAAAGGAUAUCCUGACAUUGCAACAAGGUUUAUUCUUCACCGGCUAAACCAGAAUUUUCCAGACUUGCCAGUUUUGGCAUUGGUCGAUUGGAACCCAGCAGGGCUGGCAAUAUUAUGCACCUAUAAGUUUGGAAGCAUAACCAUGGGUUUGGAAUCAUACAGAUAUGCUUGCAAUGUUAAAUGGCUUGGAUUGCGAGGAGAUGAUCUGCAGCUUGUACCUCAACAUUCAUUGGUCCAACUGAAGCCGCGUGAUCUACAAAUAGCCAGAAGCUUGAUGUCAUCUAAGUUGCUGCAGGUAGACAAUUAAUUGCACAGUUCUCUUUAGUGAAUAUUGUAAUCACAUUUUACAUAUGUUUAAAAAUAGUAUAGGUAAAGGCAGAGCAAAUAUAUAUAUAUAUAUAUAUAUAUAUAUAUAUAGAGAGAGAGAGAGAGAGAG
Elaeis guineensis (African oil palm) is the source of this 1270-nucleotide messenger RNA. The record is from RefSeq and is a predicted model, not a curated record. NCBI's taxonomy places the organism in Eukaryota, Viridiplantae, Streptophyta, Magnoliopsida, Arecales, Arecaceae.